This is a messenger RNA of Trichomonas vaginalis G3, 611 nucleotides long. RefSeq lists its product as uncharacterized. The transcript has a single exon. NCBI's taxonomy places the organism in Eukaryota, Parabasalia, Trichomonadida, Trichomonadidae. The annotation marks the transcript as partial. The record is from RefSeq and is a predicted model, not a curated record.
AUGAGUAUAACAACUAAUUCAUUGAAAUCUUUAAAGUUCACUAAUUCAGAAUUAGAAAAUAUUUUAGAAAAUUUUGGAGACGGUUCUUAUCCAACAUAUAUGCAGAAUGUGAAAGAGUUUUCCAGAUUGUUGAAUGAAUUUAAAUAUAACGGACCAAUUACUAAAAAGGCUAUAAUGAGAUAUUUAUAUCCCAAAAAAGUUGAAAAACAGGAGAAUAUUCCUCUUUAUGGUCCAGAGGACCUGGGCUCAGAGAGCCUUGAAACACCUCCUGAAUAUUUUGAAGAAAAAAUUAAACAAGAUGAAUAUUAUAACGAUGAGAUUGAGAAAUUGGAACAAUUAAGAAAUGAAAUAGAUGAAAGAAUUAAGGAAUUGAGAAAUGCUGAGAAUGAAGUAGAGGGUUUAAUGAAUAUCCCAGCUUCAGAAUCAGAAGUUCAAAAAUCACAUGAGGAAAGAUAUAAAAAUUACUUUUUGGAAUCUACUAAAAAUUUAUUAGAUGGUGAUAUUGACGAAACACUUUCAGAAGAAGGCACAAAAUUUAUUCAUAAACAUAAGUUACAAUUUAUUGACGAUGGAGAUUAUCCAUGUAUAUUACUUUCACCUCCUCUUGAUUC